UUCCCUCCCUGGAGGGAGGAGGGUCUGUCUAAAGAGAUUAUGAAACUCCUGAUGGGGAGAGGCUGGGAGAGGAGGGUAGAUAUAAGGGGACCGCAGGAGUGAGGAGGCACAGCUGGGUCCCCAGCCAGGAUGGAAGGCAAGCUCUAUGCUGGAGAAGACUAUAAGAAAGAAUUUGACCCCCAAGACAACUUGAAGACCUACUAUGCCUUCGAUUCAGGCACUGUAGCUGAAAAUGAAAUCCUGAAAUUUAACCUCAAAAACCUCUUCCAGACCUUCUCUUCAGGAGGAGUGGGAGGUGACAUCCUGAUCGACAUUGGCUCGGGCCCCACCAUCUACCAGCUGCUCUCGGCCUGUGAGGCCUUCCGGGAGAUCAUCGUCUCGGACUACACGGAGCAGAACCUCUGGGAGCUGGAGAAGUGGCUGAAGAAGGAGCCGGGGGCCUAUGACUGGUCCCCAGCCGUGCAAUACGUGUGUGAGCUGGAGGGAGACAGGAGCAGGUGUCAGGAGAAGGAGUCACGGCUCCGAAGGACAGUCACUCAGUUACUGAAGUGUGAUGUGACCCAGCCACACCCCCUGGCACCAGCCCAGGUGCCACCAGCUGACUGCGUGCUGACCCUGCUGGCCCUGGAGAGUGCCUGUCCUGAUGCAGACGCCUACCGAGCAGCGAUCCGGGGCUUGGUCAGCCUGCUGAAGCCGGGCGGGCACCUGGUCACCAUGGCAGCCCUGCGCUCCAAGCACUACAUGGUGGGUGCCAAGAAGUUCUUUGGGCUCCCCUUGGAGAAGGAGACGGUGGAGAAGGCCGUGCAGGAGGCUGGCUGCCAGGUGCUGCGGUGCGAGUACUGCCCCAUCAGUUACUCAGAGGUUCAUUCCACCAACGAGGGCAUCUGCUUUGUGGUCGCCCGCAAAGGCCCCAGGGCCUGAGGACACCCUGGCACAGAGGCCCUGCCCCAGAGGGCAAGUCACAGCCAGAGUGGCCAGAGUCU
Camelus dromedarius (Arabian camel) is the source of this 983-nucleotide messenger RNA. Its product is annotated as indolethylamine N-methyltransferase. The record is from RefSeq and is a predicted model, not a curated record. Bases 130 to 921 code for a protein of 263 amino acids. Gene Ontology annotation, cellular component: cytosol. The transcript is spliced from 3 exons. Lineage: Eukaryota; Metazoa; Chordata; Mammalia; Artiodactyla; Camelidae. Gene Ontology annotation, molecular function: amine N-methyltransferase activity; N-methyltransferase activity.